AUGGCAAACGUGGUUGGAACGAAUGGCGAUACAUUCGACCAGACGUGCUGUCAAGACAUAAUGGGGUACGAGCCCACACUUCCAGAAUGUAGCCCAGUUUGUAACGUUGUGGAUGUAGUUCCCACGUGUUUCCAGGCAGUAGGGCUCAAGGGAUAUACAUGUGCAGCCGGGCGUGUCUACAAGAAUCUACUAUCAGCUUUACUCUGUCCCAGUACCGGUGACUUCGAUAGAGUUUGUUGUGAGGCCCAUACGUGUGAUCAGGCCCAUGGCCUUGAUGGCUUCCUCUGUGCGCAGGGCAGCGUGUACGCGCCGAGUCUUGCUAGUGUCAAGGUAUUUGCGGCUGCCGAGUUCAAUGCAAAGUGUUGUGAGACAAACGUGAACGUGCUGAACCUAUGUGGGAAUCUGGUGGGUACAAACAACAAUGUCUGUGGUAACGAUUGA
Sphaeroforma arctica JP610 is the source of this 441-nucleotide messenger RNA. RefSeq lists its product as hypothetical. Lineage: Eukaryota; Ichthyosporea; Ichthyophonida. Bases 1 to 441 code for a protein of 146 amino acids. The record is from RefSeq and is a predicted model, not a curated record. The transcript has a single exon.